This is a messenger RNA of Bubalus bubalis (water buffalo), 904 nucleotides long. It is a transcript of the gene DCTN3, whose product is annotated as dynactin subunit 3. The transcript has 8 exons. The coding region runs from base 59 to 631 and encodes 190 amino acids. Gene Ontology annotation, cellular component: dynactin complex. The record is from RefSeq and is a predicted model, not a curated record. Gene Ontology annotation, biological process: cytoskeleton-dependent cytokinesis. Lineage: Eukaryota; Metazoa; Chordata; Mammalia; Artiodactyla; Bovidae.
AUUUGGACGGAUGUCCUGCCCUCUGGCUAUUCCUGGCUGAGGCAGGGCAGCGGGAGCCAUGGCGGCUGUAACCGAUGUUCAGCGGCUACAGGCCCGGGUGGAGGAGCUGGAGCGCUGGGUGUACGGACCAGGCGGGUCUCGGGGCUCCCGGAAGGUGGCUGAUGGCCUAGUCAAGGUGCAGGUGGCUUUGGGGAACAUCGCCAGCAAGAGGGAGAGGGUGAAGGUUCUCUACAAAAAGAUUGAAGACUUGAUCAAAUACCUGGAUCCUGAGUACAUUGACCGCAUUGCCUUACCUGAUGCCUCCAAGCUGCAGUUCAUCUUGGCAGAGGAGCAGUUCAUUCUCUCGCAGGUUGCACUUCUGGAGCAGGUGGAGGCUCUGGUGCCCAUGCUGGACAGCACUCACAUCAAAGAGAGCUCAGCUUCAGAACUCAGGCAGUUUGGCCCUAAGGACACUCAGCCGUUCCUGAGCAUGCUGCCCGCCUGCAGCGCUUGGCCCAGAUCCACAUCCAGCAGCAGGACCAGUGUGUGGAGAUCACUGAGGAGUCCAAGGCGCUUCUGGAGGAAUACAACAAGACUACAAUGCUUCUCUCCAAGCAGUUUGUGCAGUGGGAUGAACUUCUCUGCCAGCUAGAAGCUGCCAAGCAAGUGAAGCCUGUGGAAGAGUGAAUGGCGCAUCCCAUCCCUGGGUGGGCUGGGGCAGCCAGGCUCCAGGACCUGUGCCAGCCUGCCCUUAUAACAGAGCAGAAAAGAGGUGGCUCUGUAUUUAUUGGAUUCAAGACCUACCUGGCUGCACUCAGGUGGGGCUCUGAGGUCAGAGGUCUGGUUACUUGAGAUUUGCUCUUUGCACCUCCUCCCCUCAUCAGUGUCCUGUUCCAGUGACAAUAAAACUGUAGAGAUCACUGCA